Messenger RNA from Plasmodium berghei ANKA, 12918 nucleotides. Its product is annotated as conserved Plasmodium protein, unknown function. NCBI's taxonomy places the organism in Eukaryota, Apicomplexa, Aconoidasida, Haemosporida, Plasmodiidae. The transcript is spliced from 10 exons. Bases 1 to 12918 code for a protein of 4305 amino acids. The record is from RefSeq and is a predicted model, not a curated record.
AUGGGGUUAGAUGCAGAGAAAAACAAAUUUGACCUUAUAGAUGUAGAACCCAAAAGCAUAGAAUUUUAUUAUGACAGCAUAGAAAGCUUCGAGGAAUUUGUUGAAAAAAAAAAAAAAGUGAUAGAAAAAAAAGUUAUAAAAAUAAAAAAUAUAUGCACAAAAAUUCAAAACAUAAAAAUAUUCGAAUCUGAAUCGAAAUAUUUAAAAAUAAAAGGAAUAAAAAAAAAAAAACUUGCUCCAGGUACUUAUGAAAAAAUACUAGUCGAAUUUUCAUUUUGUGAUAUAAAUAUAAAUAAAUAUAAAUAUGAAAAAAUAAAAAAUAUUUUAGAUAUAAUAAAUAAUAUAGAGGGAACUAUAAAUGUGAAAGUACAAAGUGAAUACACAACAUUGUAUAUUCCUAUAUAUAUAAAAAAGAAGGUUCCGAUAUUUAAAUUUAAUAAUAUAUUUAAUUUAGGAUUAUGUAAAACAAAUCUAAUUUAUGAUGUAAAACUAGAAAUAAAAAAUGUUGGAAAUAAAAAAGGAACUUUAUGUCUAGACAAUAUAAAUAAUGAAAUGGUUGAAAAUGAUGGGAAUAAAAAUAGUAAUACUAUUUCGAAUGGUAAUAAUAAACAUAUUGUUGAAAAUAAUUUGUUCAUUUAUUUUGACAAAAGUACGAUUUGUCUAAACCCUAAUGAAACCGGUACAAUUAAUAUUAAAAUAAAAAAUAAAAACGAAGAAAAAAUCCAAAAAACUUAUAAAAUAAUUACACAAGAAUAUAGUUACUUUUCUCAAACUCCUAAAAAUUUAACUAUUAUCGCAUUUUUUAUAAAUAGCCAAGUAUCAUUUAUAUAUGAUAAUAUGAAAACAAAUCAAAUAAAUUUGAAUUACAUUUAUUUUGGAAAUUCGAAAAGAAUUAAUGGGCAGAUAAAAAAUGAAAAUCAGUAUCCAGUUAUUUGUAAAUUAAAAAAAACUGAAGUUAAGAUGUUUUAUGAUUCUAAGGAGUUUGCUUCCCAUGCUGUUGACAGAGGUGUAGAUGUUCGUACUCUUUUGAUGGAUUUGGAUAAUUUUCCCGAAUUUGAUAUUAACAAUGAUGAAAAGAAAAAAAGUGAAGAAAAUAUUUUAGAUGUAGGCAAUAAUUUAAAAAUAGAAGAAAAAAUAAAAAUAAAGUUAGAGAAACAAAAUGAUAUUUAUUUCAUAGACAAACAAAGUUGUACUGAUAUUUUAUUAUAUAUCGAAAUAGAAUCAUGUGUGGAUAUUUUAAAUAAAAUUGAUAAAAAUUAUUCAUAUAUGUUAAACUACCCAGUAAUGGCAGAAAUAACAAUAACUGCAAAUAAAUGUGAUGAAAAAAUUGUAGAAAAAUAUAAGGGUAUUACUAAUAAGAAAAAAACAACUAUUGAACCAAGAAAAAAUGAGAAGGUUGGAAAGGUUCGGAAAAAUGAAAAAAAUGAAAAAAUUUCAAAUAAAGCGUGCAAUGACGAUUGUGAAGAAGAUUUAAAAUUUUAUGUAUUUUUUUGUUUAACAUUUCCAUCAAUCGUUUCAAAUAUGUAUUUUUUAAACUAUGAUAUGGUAGGGCAAAAUGAAGAAAAAACAUUGAUUUUAGAGUUAAAUAAUUUAAAUAAAUUUCUAAAAAUAAAUUAUAAUUUUUCUAAAGUUUCUCAUAUAUAUCUAAAUAAAAAAGAAGGUGUUAUAAAUCCAUUGUCUAAAGAUAUUAUUUCUCUUAAUUUAAAAUGUAAUGUAAUUAAAAAUAUAGAUGAAUAUUUAUAUUUAUUUUUUUGUAAUAAAUUAUAUUUUUUUGUGUUUUUUGUAAAAGCGCAAAUCAUAAAAACAACAUCAAUAGGAAGAUCGAUAGUUAUAAAAAAUGAAAAAAUGAUAAAACAAAAUAAUAGAAACACAAUUGAGUUAGAAAAAUUUUCCAUUUCCAAAAUAGGAGAUGAAAAUUUAAAUGAAGAUAUAAUUUAUGAACAAAUUUUAAAAAAGUUAGAUUUAGAAAGAAUCGACAAAAAUUUAUAUUCAUUAGAUGGUAAAUUAGACAAAUAUAAAUAUAACGAAAAAUUUAUGUCUUUUUUAAAGGAAAAUAAAAAAAAAUAUAAUGAUAUAUUAAAAUAUAUGUAUAAUAAAAGAGAUGAGAAAAAAGAGAAGCAAGGAAUAAAGAAGCCAAUACCUGAAAAUGAAAGAAUUAAUAAUAUAAUAAAUGAUAAAUUUAUAUAUAUAAGUGAUAAACAAAUAAUAAAAAAUGCCAACAUGUUUAUAAAUAAAUCUAUAUAUGACGAAAAAAGGAAAACAUAUAUUGAUAUGAAAAAGAGAAAAGAAAUAAAAAUAUUUAAUAUUAAAAAAAGUAAUGAGAAAAAAGAGGAUAUUCAAUUAGAAUAUAGUGAUGUAUUAGAAGAAAACCAAAUUAAAAAUCUUAUUUUUGAUAAAAUAAUUUAUUUUAAUUAUGUUUUGUUUAAUCAAGUAUAUACAAAAAUGUUUAAUGUACAUAAUACAAAUGAUGAAUGUAAUAUAAAAAUUAAUUUCAUACAUAGUUCUAAUUUAAAUUUAGAUAAAAAUUUAUUAUUUAUAAAAGGAAAUUCAAAAGAAAUGGUAAAAACUAACUUACUUUUAAACUUACCUAUUAUAAAAACAGAAAUGGAGAAUUGGAGCAAAACAAUAGACACUAAUGAAAUAAAAUAUGGAAAUAUUUGUAAUGACGAAAAGAAAAAUUUUCAACUUUUAACAGAUCAUACAUUUAAUCCAAAAGAGAAAAAUAAUUUAUCAUUAUAUGAGACAGAGGAGUUUUCAAAUAAUAAGAAAACUUAUUUAUUUGAUCAUAAAUAUUAUACAGAAAAUAUAAUAUUAAAGAUUAAUGAUAAUUAUGAAGAUAUGAUAGUUGUUAAGGGAAAUAUAAUACUUUUAAAUAUAGUCAUUAAAAUAAAUACAUUAUAUUUUUAUUUUAAAAAUUCAGACAUAUCUAUGUUUUGUGAAAAUAAUUUAAUUUUAUAUAAUCCCUUUAACAUUCCCAUUCCUAUCACACUUGAAUUCUCCAAAAAUAUUUUUGAAGCAAAAAACAAACUUGUUAUAAACCCUAGUGAAUAUAAGACUGUGCCAAUCAAAUUUAUAGGAACAAAAAAUAUUGAGCACAUGGAUAAUUUUAUUAAUUUGUAUUUAGACAAUAAUAGACUUUACAAAAGAAUAAAAUGCAUAUUUGAUAUAAAUAAAUGUUCUUGCAGAAUAAAUGUAAAUGAAAUAAAGUUUGAGAAUAUAAUUUUAAACAAAAAAUAUUUCAAGCAUUUUUACCUGACCAAUACAGGCGAUAUUCCGGUUGUCUUUAAUUGUGUUGCCAAACCAGAUUGUGUUAAUAUUUAUUAUAAAUAUAAUUAUGUUAAUAAGAAUGAAAGUGUUAAAAUUAUAGUAUCAAUAAAAUUGAAAGAAAAUAAACAAAUAAAAGAUAAAAUAAUUUUGUCUAUUCGUGGGUCUGAUAAUAUUAUUAUUCCUAUUAUUGUUACAAAGGUUUAUUCAAGCAAUUUAUUAUUUCUUAAUGACAUUAAAAUAGACCAAGAAACAAACGAAUUAAAAAGGUAUGAAAUUAAUAUUGUAAAUAAAGGAGGGUGUGAAGAAAAUGUGAUUUUAAAUUUAAGUGAAUUUAACUUUUUAAAUAUUGAAUUAAAUAAAAAAACAGAAAAGAAUAGAAUAAUAUAUAAUAAUAAAGAAUAUAAAAAUGUAAGAGAUAUGAAAGAUGAUUUUAUGAUUUUAAAAAAAAUAUUUAAGACAGAAUAUGAAAAUGUUAUAACCAAUAAAUGUGUAAAAUAUUAUUUUAAUAAAUUAAUAGAUUUAUAUAAUUUUUUACACAAUUUUAGUAAAAAUAAGUUUAAAAUUAUAUUUGUAGAAAAUAAAAAUAAGGAUAUAAAAAUAAAUGAGAAAAAUAUGUACAAAAUAAAAAUAUCACCAAAGUGUUUUGUUUCCUUAUAUAUUCAAUGUUAUUAUAAUAAUAUAAUAAAAAAAGAAAUAAAAUUUAACAAAAUAUUAUUUGAAAACAAAUGUUUACAUGAAUUAUCAAAUGAAGUUAUAAAUAUAAAUAUUCAAAAUAGCCAAUUGAGUAUAUCACCAAAUUUGCUAUUUUUUCAAAAUAUUAUACCUUACAAUUCUGAACGAGCUUUCAUAACUUAUUAUAAAAAAGAAGCAAUUAAAAAAAUAAAAUUAAAAAAUAAUUAUAGCUACCCUAUUAAAUGGAGAAUAUUAUUAUAUGACAAAAAACAAAAAGACAAUUUAUUGGAAGCAUUAGUUCAUAAUUUUGUAGAAAUAGAAAGGAAACAAAUUAUGAAAAAUAAUGAAGAUAGUAAUGAAAAAAUCGAAAUAAACAAAGCACUUCCUAGACCGAUUCAAAAAAAAGAUGUUAAUAUAAAUUCAAAGAAAGGAUGUAUUCAAGAAAAUGUAGGAAAUAAAUCGAAUGAAAGAAUUGAAAAAAUGUACGAAAUCGAAAUGAGUGAAGAAAGUGGAAUAAUAAAAGCAAAUGAAGAAAUUGAAGUUGAAGUAAAAUUAAAAAAUUGUAAAGAUAUAGGAAAAUUUGUAGAUAUAUUGGAAUUAAAAACAAGCGUUGUAAAAAAUGAACAAGCAGAUAAAAUCUUUGACGAAAAAAAAUAUUGUAUAUAUAUUUUAUCAGUAUUUGAAAUUCCUAAAUUAUAUUUUGACAUUACAUAUAUAAAUAUAAUAUAUAAUAAACUAAAUGAUACAUUUACUUUCCCUUUUAAAAUAUAUAACUAUGGAUAUAGUUAUGUAAGAAUAAAUUACAAAUUUGAAAAUUUAUAUACAGAUUUUUUUUUUCUGUCAUUAGAUUUUAUACAAGGAAAUGAAAUCGACAUAAAAACAAAAAAAAUUAAUGUAGAGUUAAAAUGUAAAUCAAUUAAAAAUUUAAAAUUUAAAUCAGAAAUUAUAAUUAGUAUAUUAGAUUAUGAUAUUUAUAAAAUACCAGUGUUUAUAAACAUUGAUGAAAACAUUGAUUAUUUUUUGGAAAAAGUAGAAUAUGAAAAAUUUGAUCCAUUAACAAGUCAGGUAAAUAAUUCUAAUUUUAAUGGAUAUAUGUGUAAAGAAAAUUCAAGAUCAAAAUUAUCUGAAAUAAUAGAUGAAGUAGUCUGGACAGAUAAAAGGUUUAACUCUGAUACUAUUGUUAAUGAUAAUAAAAUUGAAAAUGAUAAAAUAAAUUGUGCAACUGAUUGUAGCUAUAAUGAAAUAAAAGAAAUGGACAAAAAUAAAGCAAAUAAUUAUUUUAAAAAUGUAAACGAUAAUUAUCAUAUUUCCAAUGUUAGCGAGCAAAAUAAUGAGUUACUCUCUUUUUAUUGUAAAAAUAUAUGUAUAGAAAAUUGUAAUAUAUUUAAAAAAAAGUGUAUAUAUAAAAAUUUAAAAAUUAAUAAUAUAAGAAAUGUAUAUUAUAAUAAAGAAAAUGAAUUCAUUGAAAUAAAUGAAAUACCAAAAGAUUAUGUUUUUGUAUUUCUUCAAAACAUUCUAUUAAAUAAAAGUUGUUCUCCUACGUUUUUAGAAAAUACUAAUGAUUUGUUUUUAUUUUUUAUUAAUUUGUUAAUCAUUUUUUUUCAUAUAUAUCCAAAUAGAAAUAUAUAUAAUUUAUUACAUGAAAUUAAAAUAUACCAAAAUAUUUCGAUGCAAAACUUUGAAAAAAAUAUAUUUAUCCAUGAAAAUAUCCUUGCAAAUAUAAAGCAAAUUUUAAAAAGCUUAAAAGAGGAAAAACUUUUAGUGAAUCACAUAAUUUAUGAAAAUCUACUUCCCAUAGAUUUAUACUGUUGUCAUAUACUGGAUAAAGUCCCUGAUAAUUUUUACAUAAAAAAUGUGAAAUAUAAAAGAGAUAGUUUUGAAAUAAAAGAUAUAUAUAAUUUUAUUAAUAAUAAUGAUGACAAAAUAUUAUAUUUUGAUCGAAUAUUAAAAACACAUUUAAAGGUAUUUAGCUAUUCAUGGAUUACAAUUUUUUUCGAAUUAUUAAAUAAAGAAAUAUUUAAUUGCGUUAAUAUAGAAUCGUUAUAUAAAUUGAGAGGAAUUAAAUUAUGCAAUAUAGAAAACAAAGUUCAUGAAAAUAUCAAAAUACAAAAAAUAAAUUUUUUAGUUAUUUUAAACAAAGAAAACAAUGAAUUAAAUAAACAUACAAGUAUGUUAGAAAAUAUCAGAAAUAAAACAAAAAGAGAAAAAAUAAAUGGGGAUCAUAAUAUUAAUGAUGGAAAUAAAAAUAUAAAAUUUGCUCAAAUUAAUGAAGAAAAAAAAGGGAAAAAAAUAAACAAAAAAAUUAAUAAUAUUAAAAAUGGAGUUAUAAAGAUAAGGAAACAACCAACUACAAUAAAAAAAAUGGGUACCAAAAAAAAAGACCUAGAUUUAAAUUAUUUCAAUUUUUAUGAAAAUAAUUUAAUUGAUUUAAAAUAUUUGGUUAAUAAAAUAAACAAUUUGGAUUUAUGGAGUGAUAAAGGAGGCGAUCAAAAAGAAAAAGAAAAUAAAAUGAUGUUAGAAAAGUGUCAAAAUAAAAAAAAAGACACACACAAAAAAGAAAAUCAAAUAGUUAGCACCAAUCAAACAAACAUCUCUAAAUAUUAUAAAAAUGUUGAAUAUAUACUUUUUGAAUGGCUAUAUUUUCAUUACAAUAAUGUGUAUUAUAAUAAGGUAAAAAAUGAACAAUACAUAUUUAAGAAUAAAGAAAAUGAAUAUGCUAAAAAUGAAAGCAACUCAAUUGAUGAUAAUAAUUGUAAUUCUAAUAAAUUGAAUGAUAUGCAGAAAAAUGAUGAUAAUUCUUCUGAAUAUAUGAAUAAUGAAAGUUCAUAUAAAAAUUUGGAUAAAUCUAACUUUUAUAGAGAAGAAAAUAAAAAAAAAUAUAUUGUUAGCGAAAACAAACUGAAAAUAACAAAUAUAUAUAGUUUAAAAAAUUUAGUGAUUAUAUUAUAUACAAUAAUUUCACACAUACCAUAUUUUUUAUUUUUUAAAAACAAAAUAAAAGUAGAAUGUAAAAAUAAAAAGGAUUACAUGCAUAAUAUUGAUAUUUUGUUAGUAAUUUUAAAUGAAAUCAAAUUAAGUAAUUUAAUAACUAGACAGGUUCUUAUCGAUUUUAAUUAUAUUCACAUAUUUUUAUUUUUAAAUUGCUUAUAUUUUAUAUUACCAAAUUAUUUACCUAAGUAUUAUUUAGAUGUCGAUGAUAUUCAAUCUUAUAAAAGUGAUCGAAUUCUAAUAAAAGAAGAGAUUGUAAAAAAAAAAAAUACUAAAAAACAUAAAAAAAAUGCCGAUUUACACAAAGACAAUGAAGGAAAAAGAAAUCUUAAAAAUAAUAAUGACAAAAGCAUAGAUCAAAAUGAAAGAAUAAUAUUAAUAUAUAAUUUAAAUAAUAAUAAAUGUAGAUAUACAGUUUUCUUAAUAGGAUGUAGUAAAUAUGAAAUCGACAAAGAAUAUAUAGAAAUCGAUUCUCAUAAAUCAGAAGAAAUUAAAUUAAAAAUAGAUCCAAAUUACGACAAAGCAAUAUUAAAAUAUGAUUAUAAUAUUAACAUAAAAUUCCCAUCUUUUACUAAAAAAAUAAAUGAUAUUCACAAAAAAGACAACUUGUUAAGUCAUGAAAAUAUUAAUAAUAUUAUACCUUACCAAAAAAAUACAUCAAAUUUUGGAGACUAUCCUUCUAUAUCUUCUUAUUCUAUUGAUAGUUUUCAAUCUUCUUCAUCUUAUGAUGGAAUUCAAAAUGUUGAGGAAAAUAACAACUAUGAAAAUAAUUUUUGUCAUAAUGAAAAUUAUACCAUAUUAGUAUUACGAAAAGAAAGCAAUUUUUUCCCAGGAGAUAAUGACGAGGAAAAAUUUAUUUGUAUUAAACUGGUUGAAACAAAUAAGAACGAAUUAAAAUCCGAAAUAGUGAGGAAUAAUAGUAAUUUAUUGGUGGAAGGAAAGGAAUGGAAUAAAUUGAAUAGCAAUUUAAAGUUUGAAGAAGGGAAGGUGAAUAUGAAAAGUGCUAAUGGAGCAAAUUCAUCAAAAAUAAACAUAAUGUUGAAAAAUAGUGAAAUAAAAUGCUUUAACAUGAGGGGUAAAAUAUAUGAAAACAAAAGUGUAGAAAUAAAUUUAAUAAACGAUAUCUCGAAAAAGGUGGACAUAAAUAUGAAUAUGUAUCAUAUAUAUGUUAAAAAUUUAAGGAGUGAAGAAAUUAAAAAGGGAAAUUUCUCUAUAGACAUAUUAAAUAAUAAGAAUAAAGAAAAUAUUAAUUAUAAAAAUAAAAGCAAUAUUAAUAGAAACAUAAAUGAAGAAAAAUCAUACAACCAAUGUGAUGUUUGUUCUUUACUUAAUUUUAAUUUAAAAAAAAAUUUAAAUUGUGAUAAAGAUUAUUUUAGUUGUUUUUAUAUAGAAAAUAUGAAACCAUUUGUUAGCAAAGAAAAUGAGAAAAGAACAAUCACAUUACAUUUUUGCCCAUUUAUAGAAGGAUAUUAUUUAUGUUUUUUACUUUUUUGUGCUAAAGAUAUAAAGACAAAAUGUGUAAUAUCAAGUUGUAAAUUAAAUUGUUUAUUUUAUAUUAAUAAUAUAAAGGAAGAAGAAGUUAUAAAAAUAAACUCUCAAUUAUCAAAAUUUUCAUAUCAGAUAAAAUUAACUCCAAUAAAUAAAAGGUUUUUAAAAUGUAUACAAUUUAUUUUAUGUUAUUUAAACAAAAUGGGUAAUAACGUUUUUUUAAAUUACCUAAAAAGCUACCUAAAUUAUAUAAAUAAAAUAAAUGACAAAUUUUAUAUAAUGUGUGAUAAGGCUGGUAAAACUGGGAUAAAGGAAAAACUAGGAUCUUUCCAAAAAUGUAAUUAUAAUGAUUUUUUAAAUAAAAUGAAUGAAAAUGAUUUAUGUUUAGACAAUUUUUAUGAUGAAAUAAAAGAAAAAAAUAACUAUUUAUAUGAAUUUAAUAUAAAUGAAGAAAUUAUGGGUGUAUAUGAAUAUAACAUUGUUUUGAUGACAAAUAAAGAAAUAAAAUAUAAUGAAGAUGUAAAUAAUUCUAUACAACCAUUUGGAUAUGAUAAAUUAGAAAUAUCUGAAAUAAAUGAAAAUAGUGCAUAUAAUUCAUGUAAUAAAUUGUACAAAAUAAUUGCAAGCAUAAAUAAAAAAGAAAAUAAUAAUAUUAUGAAUGUAACAUUUAAUCAAAAUGCAUAUUUAUUAUCAAAAAAAUAUGUGUCUAUAUAUAAUUAUACUAAUAAUAAUUUAAUAUAUAAAUGCUCUAGUAGCGAAGUAUUAGAUAUGAAUAAAAAUAAAAUAGAUUACAAAAUAUUUCAUUAUGAUGAAUAUAUUGAAAUAGAUAAAGAUGUCGAAUCAUUUAAUUUUGAAAUAAGAUGUUAUUCAAUUGUAGAAGUAACAUGUUCAUGUUUUAUAAUUUUAACUAAUGUACAAAAUGAGAAAGAUGUAAUAAAAAUUAAUGUAAAAGCAAAUAUUAUGAAACCAUACCCUAAAGAUACAAUUCAUUUAAAAAUUUUAAAUAAAAUGAAAAAGGCAGUAAGUAUUGAAAUUUAUAAUGAGUUAGAUUUUCACUGUGAAUAUAAAAUUUAUUCAGAUUUAUCAAUUAUAUUUGGGGAUCAAAAAAUAGAAAUGCUUCCAAAGCAAAAGAAGGUUUAUACUUUUUUUGUUAGAAGCAUACAUAUAGGGGAAUUCAUUGGGUGCAUUAUAUUUAAAUGUUUUCGAAUACUAGAUGAGAAUAACAUAAAGGAUUCUAGAUAUAUGAUUGAAAAUGAUUCUAAUAUUACAUCUAAAAAAUUUUCUUUGGUAAAUUCCUUUUUUUGGUAUAAAUUAAAAGUUACAGUAGAUUUAAACAAACCGAUCAAUGUUUUAAUGCUCGAAAGUAAUAUAGGAGAUGUGUUAAAUAAAGAAAUAGUGUUAAAAAAUAACGGAAAUAAAAAAGAAGAAUAUUUUUUACUUUUAUAUAUGAAUGAAUAUAUAGAAAAAAAGAAAAUUGAAAUAUCAGCAAAAGACGCAUAUGUAUACACAAUAAGAUAUGCUCCAAAAAUACCGAAUUAUUUUGAUAAUAUUGUAAAAUGUGAAAAUGAAGAAGAUACGAAAUAUGUCAAUUUUGGAUUAAAUGAGGAAAAAGAAAAAGCUUCAAAAUAUAAUAAAACGAAAAAAACUGAAUGCAUGGGAAAGGAUGAAGUAGAACAAAAUGAGAGUAUAGAAUUUGCAGACAUUUCAAAUGAGUUAUCAAAUUUUUAUUUCCUUCAAAAUGAAGAGGAAGAAAUAAAAAAUGAAGGAGAUUGUUUGCAAAGAAAUAUGACAAAAAGAUUAAAUUUGGAAAAAAAUGAAAAAAAAAUAUUUGAAGAGUUAAUAAAGUAUUGUGAAAAGUAUAUAAAUGUAGAUAUAAAAUAUACAAGUCAUAAUAUUGGUUUUUUUUUUAUAUAUAAUAAAAAUGAAGGUGUAAGUUAUUAUAUAUUAAUAUUAUUAGCUAGAUUUCGAACUCAAUUAGAUAUUAGCAGCUUUUCUUCAUUAUUAUCAAAAUCUUGUUUAAUACAUUUGAAUUUCGAAUUUUCCAACAAAAAUAAAAGAUAUGUAAACAAAUUAGAAACAUACCAGACAAACACAAGUUAUUAUUAUAAAAUAGGAGAGUAUAUUGAGGAAAGUAAUAUAAACAUAGAUGAUGUAAAAUUAAAUGGAAUAGAUAAAGAUAGAUCAUACAAUUGUAUUGAGAAGUAUAACUUAAAUAGUGAAAUUGAGUUUUACAAUAAUAAAAUUGAAACAAAUGAUUUAGAUAAAUUUUCUAAUAUUCCAGAUUUUGAAAAGAUGAAUAAUAAUGAAAAUAAAAGUGUUGAUGUGAAAACCCCCAAAAAUAUAAGACACAAUAUAAAGGGAAUAUAUCUAAGUAACAAAAUAAAUUAUAGUAUGAUAAAUUGUGAUAAUAAAACAGCUGGAAGUUAUAUUUUAAUUAAAUAUAAACCAACUGUUGGUACCUCACAAGAAUGUUAUAUUAUAAUACGAAGCGAAAUAUUUGGAGAUUUUAUUUAUUUUUUAAAGGGUGGGUAUAUAGAAGAAAAAAAAAUAAAAGAAAGAAUAGUAAUACAUAAUUCAUUUUGCUUAUAUAAUUUUAAUAUCAAUUUAUUUAAUCCAUUUUCUUCAAAAAUAUAUGUAAAAUGUAUGCUCAAAGCAGUUAGGAGUAAAAACCAUAUGCAUAAUGAUGGGAAUGAAAUAAAAUGUCUAAAAAUGUACAAGGAAGCGAGAAGUAAAGAUAUUGAAAAUGAGAAGGAACUGAAAGAAAAAGUGAUAUUAAAUACGAAAUAUAAAUAUUUUAAAUUAUUAAGUAAUGAAAAUUUUAAAAUAAAAAAAAGAAAGCACUUUUCUAUUUUUUCGACUUAUUUUUGCAAAUAUGCAAAAUCGAUGGAAAAGUUGCUAAUAUUAUUAUACCCUAUACAUAAUAAAAGAAAAGAAAAUAAGAGUAAGCAAUAUAUAAUAUAUGAAUAUGAGUUAUUUUUUAAUAAUACAAAAAGUGAAUUUUUUCCUGAAAAAUAUCGUAUAAUAAUGGAUAAAAAGGAAGAAGAAAAUAAUUUAGACAAUAUCGAACAUAUUUGUAGUAAACAAUUGAAUUACAUUUCAAAUGAAAUGUCAAAAUGCUCAUCAUUUGGUUGUAAUGAUAUAGAAGAUUUGGGGGUAGUUAAAAAGGAUAGUGAAUCAGAAAUUGCAUGGAUUGAAGAUAAUUUAGAACAAGUUGAAUCGGAUGGUUAUAGUACAAUAGAAGUAAGUUCUAAAACAAACAACCAUAUACUUUAUUUAGACAAAGUAAGCAUAUCUGAUUCAUCAGAGGUAGGAAUAGAAGAGUGUUAUGAAAGGGAAGUGGAAAUGAAUAAUAAGUUUCAUAAAAAUGGAGAUGCGAUAAAUAACAAAGAAGUUGUUUAUUCUGAUGGUAAAAUAUUUAUUCAAAGUAUUUGUAUGGUUAAAACUAGUAUGAACAUAUUUAUAAAUAAAAAAAAUAUUGGAGAAAUGGAAAAAUAUUAUCACACAAUAAAAGAGUUAGAAAAAAAAAAACAGGAAAAAAAUAUUAUGCAUCGAAAUAUUUUACUGGAAAAAUCAAAUUAUAAAAUAUUUUUUCUAAAUCUAACAAAUUUAAAAAGUUCUGACAAGAUAGAAGAAAAUUGUAAAGACAAUUAUGGGAAUGAAGUUUUAAAUAAUAUUCUUUUUAAUAUGAAUGAAAAUAUAUUAAAUAAUUUUCUUUAUAUAAAUAUAAUUGAAGAUAAAGAAAGUUAUUUGGUUAUCAGUUUGGAAUUAUUAGCAGAUAUUCCAUUUCAUUGUAACUUUUUUGUAAUGAUUAAAAAAGUGGAAAUUAAGGAAAAGAAUGAAGAUGUAUUAAAUGUGGAAAAUGAUGAAAGAUAUCAAUAUGAAAAUGAUGAUAAAAUAUUAAAAGUUAAAUCAAUAAAAAGUGAAAAAAUAAAAGAAUUUGUAACAAUUGAAAAAAAUUAUAUAUUUUUAGAAAUAUUUAACUAUAUCAAUAUAUCAAAAAAAUGUAUAAAUAUAUAUAUAGAUAAUAAUUUAUAUUCAGAAACAAAUUUAAAUAUUUUUUAUAAGAAUAAUAGUGAUUCGUAUUUCGAUGCUUAUAUAGUUGGUUAUAAUCAAUUACGAGAUAAAACAAAUUCAGAUGGAAUACAUAAUUAUAGUAUUAUACCAAAACAAGGAAUAUUAAAAUAUAAUAGUUUUAAUAAAUUUAUGAUUACUAGAACGAAUAAAAUAAACAUUAUGGCAUUUAACAGUUCAUUUUUAUUAUUAAUUAAAACAGAAAACAAUAUUUUUUCUUAUAUAAUUUCUUCGCAUUUUACACCUUCCCAUGAGUUAUAUACUGAGAAUGAGAAAAAUAUAAUACGAGAUAUUUUAAAAGCGAACCGCACAAAAUUUAGCAUUUUUUUCAACGAAUUUAAACAGGAAAAAAGAGAAAGUAGAAUAUUUAACAAAAAAGAUGAAAUAAUAAUUUAUGAUAUUUCAGAAUCAAAUGAAAUACAAAGUGGGUAA